Rubroshorea leprosula is the source of this 2050-nucleotide messenger RNA. Lineage: Eukaryota; Viridiplantae; Streptophyta; Magnoliopsida; Malvales; Dipterocarpaceae. The record is from the annotation of a GenBank genome assembly.
CAUAAAAAAGAACUGUCCAUACCAUAUAUUGAAGUUAGAAGAUUAAUUGCCCAGCCAGAAGGGCUUUUUUCUUCCUUUUUGAAAGGCUCGAAGCAGAAGCUUAUGAUAAGCAAUGGUUCGAAGAGGGAAGGCGGCAUCAUCAAUUGCGAGUACAUUUACAUAUUUGAUGCGAAAGAUAUGGAGAGAAUGGGAUGUGAGGGGGAUGGUUCUCCUGAGCUUGCUCUUGCAGAUAGCCCUCUAUGUCCUAGGCAAACGCAGAAAGUACAAUGUCAGCCUGAAGAGAAGAAUGAUUCUUUGGUUUGCCUACAUAAGCGCGGACUGGGUAGCCAUUGCUGCUCUUGGCUUUCCAUUUUGACCAUUCCUCUCAUAUUGGCUGGAAUUAUUAAAUAUGUGGAGAGGAUUUUGUGUCUUGAGCUAACUAGCUCUAAGAAAACAGAACCGGUCAUCUCCGAGUCUCAUCAUCAAAAUGAGUUAGAGAUGUCAAGAUGCAUUGACAAAUUUCUACAUGAAUAUCCAGAUUCCACAAGUUUGGUACUAGGCUAUUUAUUGUUUUCAGUUAUGAGACCAGAUGUAAAUGAUUAUUUGAGCGGUAAGUUGUAUCUCUCAUCCUCUCAAGCAACAGAAAGGAUAAAAACUUACUUGAAGGAAACUAAAUUCAACCAUCAGAAGUUAGUUUUGGUAAGUUUGCUUGAAAUGGGAAAGCUAAGAGAAAAUCCUUUCGAAAUAGCUGCUGCAGAAAUGGGGUUCAUUUUCGACACUGUUUACACAAAAACUUCUUUGAUUUAUACCAAGAAAGGAUGUGUCUUGCGCGUCAUCAGCUUCACUUGCUCCUUUUCAGUUCUACUGUUCUUCUUGAUCAGCAUCAUGAACGAGCCGAAGUUCCAUUUCUCAAGUGUUGAUAUUCACAUAACAAUCAGCUUGUUGGUUGCAGCUGUGGCACUAGAAUUUUUUGCGGUGUACUCAAUGUUUUCUUCAAAUUGGACAAUUCCUUUGAUCCUAUUUCAUGAAAAUCGUUGGGUACGCAAAAUACUCUGGCAUUCCAGUAAUUCCAAGGUUUAUGGCUUUCUAGAAAAGUGUUGUUGCAACCGUUUUCUUGAAAAUUUGCACAAGUACAACUUUACUAGGUUUGUGGAAGUUCCAAGCUGUUUAAAGCUAAUAGAAGAUUACGAAGCCCAGUUAGAUUCCUUUUUCACGGGUGAGCUUUCCUUUGAACCAACAAGGGGGCAAGAGACGCUUGAUAAAAUCGAGACAAACACAUCAUUAUAUAUGCGCGUGAAAGAGAGCAUUGAAUUGGACUUUGAUACCAGCGUCAUAGUCUGGCACCUCGCCACAAGUAUUUGCUACUAUCUAGAUGUCCCAGGUAGAUACCACAAUCUCUUAAUUGAAGACAGGAAAAGCAGCAAAUAUUUAUCAGAUUAUAUGAUGUAUCUGUUGGCCUUGCAACCUGCUAUGCUUCUGCCUGAGAACUGUAGGAGUUUUUGGUUGAAUGCUUGUGACCAGCUUAAAGAUCUUUUCUCCGAGGAAGCGAAUAUGGAUCAUGCUUUAACAUUAUUGUUAAACCAGGAUGGUGAUGCAUGGUACGAAAUCAGGAUGAGCAGUUCUAAGAAGGCCGAAAAAAGGAAAAAGAAAAUAGACAGUGCUGCAGUUCCAUUGAAUCAAUUGCAGUCGCAUGCAUCAAAGCUAGUCAUAGAACUCAACUCGAGACGCAUAUGGGAUAGAUGGAAGAUGAUAAAGGAAAUGUGGAUAGAGAUGCUUCUAUAUGCAGCGCAUUCGUGCCAGCAUGUAAACCAUAUUAAGCAGCUAGCACAAUCCGACCGUGAAUUCCUUACACUGAUCUGGGUCAUGGGAGGAUCUACUUUUAUGGAAACCACCAGAGUUUUGAAUAAAUUUCUUCGAUAAUGGGCACGUGAAUUCCUUGCACUUGGGCUUGGGCUUGGUCUUGGUCCUCGCUGACAAAUAAUUUUUUUUUUUUUUUUUCUGAACUUGAUUUUGAAUUUCGAUAUUGAAAGUAGACGGUGCAACAGACAAUUAAUAUAAAAUGGUGUUUUCU